Messenger RNA from Lottia gigantea (owl limpet), 1484 nucleotides. RefSeq lists its product as hypothetical. The record is from RefSeq and is a predicted model, not a curated record. The transcript has 2 exons. Gene Ontology annotation, molecular function: DNA-binding transcription factor activity; RNA polymerase II cis-regulatory region sequence-specific DNA binding. Gene Ontology annotation, biological process: regulation of transcription by RNA polymerase II. Lineage: Eukaryota; Metazoa; Mollusca; Gastropoda; Lottiidae. The annotation marks the transcript as partial.
AAUUUCGAUAACAAAAAACAGCGUCAAGAAACCAAGAAAAACUUGACGAAAAUGCAUUAUUUUGGACAUUUUCGGUAAAGUUUUAAGUUAGGUCUUAGAUCUGUCAGAAAAUUCAUCAACCAUUUUGAUUUUCUUCACUGGAGAUGAAGAUUGACAUAUUGGAAUCCAAGAUGGAGGCUGAACUGAUUGAAGAAUCAAAUGGAGAAACUCACAGAUCAGCAGAAACACCCACCAAAGACAGUGACCUAGAAUCUCUGAAGAAAUCCUCCCCAAUUCUCGAGGGACUGAUUUGUGGCCGUGAAAAAUCUAGUCUGACUAAUUCAACGAUCUCUCCUAUCAAAGGGAGAGAAUCGAUGGAAGAUUCUUUAUCUAGUCUGCCCAGUACCUUGCCUAGCAAUAAAAAAGAUGACGUUUUCAUCUGUAUGGAAUGUGAUGAUCAAUUCAGCUUUAUAGAAAAUCUGGAAGAACAUAUAUUAGUCUUGCAUCAAGAUCAGAGAAUAUUUAAAUGUAUCACCUGUAAAGCCAAGUUUCUGGAUCAGACCGUCUUGCAUGCCCACCUUCCCCACUGUUCCGGUAAAUUUCUGUACCUGUGCUUCCAUUGUGGGGAGGAUUUUAUGUAUAUAAGUCAAUAUGAAGCACAUGUUGAAACGCAUUCUGGGGAGAAUCUCUUUGCCGAAAAUGCCCAUAUCGGUAUCCCAGAAUACUUCACGAUGUGUUUCCAGUGCGGAGAGGAGUUUAUUGAUAAAGAAGAGUAUAUAGAUCAUUUGAAAUCCCAUCGAUCCCGUAAAACCCAUCACUGCGAUUUCUGUCUUCAGUCGUUUUGUAACAGCGACGAAUAUGAAGAGCACCUCGGCUCCUGUUAUCAACCAAUGGGAGACGGAACGCAAAUUAGCGGAACUUACGAAUGUAUCGACUGCGGAGAAUCUUUUAAUAAUUACACCAAAUUUGCAGAACAUCAAAAAUUACAUGAAAAUGCAAAUUUCUUUAUUUGUAAAUGUGAGAUAAAAUUCUCAACAAAUUUGGCAUUAAAAAAUCAUGUCCUAGAGAUGGACGAUGUUGAGAAUCAUAUCGAAAUUAAAACCUUCCACUGUCAGUAUUGCGAUAAGGGUUUCAGUCACCCUGGCCAUUAUAAACGCCACCUUCUAUCCCAUAAUGUUAAAAAGAAAUUCAGUUGCGAGCAAUGCGGCAAGAUCUUUGAUCGACAAAAUUAUUUAGAUAUCCAUACCUUACAACAUCAAGGCGAUCGACCUUUUGUCUGUGAAUGUGGCAAAACCUUCGGGGCCAAAAAGCGUUUAAAUCGGCAUAAAAAGAUUCAUUAUAGAGAUAGCUUGAUUAAUUGCUCACAAUGUGGUAAGGGUUUUACAGAGCUCAGUCGUUUGAAAUGUCACAUGAAAACUCAUUCUGGGUUACGUCCCUUUACAUGUCACAUAUGCAACCAUUCCUUCACCCGCUCAAAUCAUCUCAAACGACAUAUGGGAAUUCAU